Miniopterus natalensis is the source of this 2184-nucleotide messenger RNA. RefSeq names its product RNA pseudouridine synthase domain containing 1 (gene RPUSD1). Gene Ontology annotation, biological process: enzyme-directed rRNA pseudouridine synthesis. Lineage: Eukaryota; Metazoa; Chordata; Mammalia; Chiroptera; Miniopteridae. The record is from RefSeq and is a predicted model, not a curated record. Gene Ontology annotation, molecular function: RNA binding; pseudouridine synthase activity.
UGCCCGUCACACGCAGGAGGUGGGGCUUCUGCGGAGGGGAGCUAGGGAACGAAUGCGUGGGGAGGUGGCGAGGGUGGAUUCCCCUUGCACGCGGCUAACUCGUGUCGCCCCCGGCUGGGAGGGGAUAUAGCAGCCUCUCCCAUUGACCCCUUCCCCACUCAGCAAAAGGCCCCUGAUCUGUUGGGAAGGGUCGGUGGGAGCGGGCUGGAGAGCGAGACUGCUUCUCCCAAGGCCUGGGUCUGGCUGGGACUGCGGGACUGCCCCACGUCGGAGCAACUCUGGGAGCUCCCCUCACCUUGGCCACACUCUUACCCCAGCUGACACUCCUGCAUAAUUCAGGGGUGAGAGUUAUAAGGAGCCCAGUGGAUGCAGACACAUAGUAGGUGCACGUGCUUGCCUGACACACAGCAUCUGUGGCUUCAGACCCAGAGCCCUGGGGAGCAGGGUUGUCUACCCCACUUGGGCAGGCCCCCACCAUGGAGCCAGGCAGCAUGGAGAACCUGGCCAUCCUGUACCAGAGCUGUGACUUCCUGGUGGUGAACAAGCACUGGGAUGUGCGCAUCGACAGCAAGACUUGGAGGGAGACCCUGACCCUCCAGAAGCAACUGCGGCACCACUUCCCUGAGCUGGCUGACCCGGACACCUACUAUGGGUUCAGGUUCUGCCACCAGCUGGACUUCUCCACCAGUGGAGCACUCUGUGUGGCCCUAAACAAGGCAGCUGCAGGCAGUGCUUACAAGUGCUUCAAGGAACGGCGUGUCACCAAGGCUUACCUGGCUCUGGUUCGAGGGCACGUCCAGGAGACCCGGAUGACCAUCAGCUAUGCCAUCGGCAAGAACAGUACAGAGGGUCGGGCCCACACCAUGUGCAUCGAGGGCACCCAGGGCUGUGAGAACCCGAAACCAAGCCUCACGGAGCUGGUGGUUCUAGAACACGGGCUCUAUGCAGGUGACCCCGUCUCCAAAGUGCUGCUGCAGCCCCUCACGGGCCGAACACACCAGCUGCGUGUGCACUGCAGUGCCCUCGGCCACCCCAUUGUGGGGGACCUAACCUACGGGCAGGCCUCGGGCCGGGAAGACCAACCGUUCCGCAUGAUGUUGCACGCCUUCUACCUGCGGAUCCCCACGCAGGCCGAGUGCGUGGAAGCCUGUACGCCGGACCCCUUCGUGCCCACCCUUGAUGCCUGCUGGAGCCCCCACACCCUGGUACAGCCACUGGACCAUCUUGUCCAGGUCCUGCGAGCUGCCCAUGACCCUAAACCCACAGAAGGGGACCCGGGGCCCUGCAGUACUUCCACGCACCUGCCUGGGCCAGGCCGGCCCCCACCACCCCCUGCCAGUGCCGCUGAGACAGAGACUCAGCGGGCCUCAUAUCUUCAGUGGCUGUCAGAGUGGACACUGGAGCCGGACAACUGAGAGUGUGGGCCUAGUGUUGGGGUGCAGACUGGAACCUCCAGGUGGAUAGGGGCUGCGGGUCAAAACCCUAAGCCCAUCCUAAGGAGGAGGUGUCCCAGCCGCAGAGGACUGAAGCUCCACCCCAACUGUAGCAACCAAACCUGAAGAGGGACCAGUGGCCAGCAGGGGGAGCCAGGCAGCCAUGGUUAAGGAGGAUGAAGGGCUCAGGUGGUGGGACCAGCCCCACCCCCGGGAAAGCAAGGCCUGCCUAUCCUCCCAGAGCACCUUUCUCAAUCCAGAGCUUCACGCCCAGGGCCCAUUUUGUAGACUUGCCCAGGGGUUGCCCUGGAAAAGGACCUGGGCCAGCCCUUGCUUGGGUGGGCUCCUCCUGGGCACCUAGUCUAUCCCCCAGAGCGCCCUGCUCCUUACUCUGCUUGGACUUUCUGUGCCAUCACCCCAGCUUGGCUGAGCCCUCCUGCAAAUCCUGACUGGUCCCCCACCUCGCCAGUCCUGCCUUGUGCCUUGGCUUCUGCAGAACUUUGCCCAUGGGUCUCCUGCCUCCACCCACAUCCUACUCAUCACACAAGGGGGUGGGCCUGGGCCGUUUUUUCUGGCCUGACAUAAGUGCUGCUCUGUGGGGUCCUCCCCACACAGCCACAGGUUGUCAGACCUUAGCCUAGGAGCGAGGGCAGCCCGGCUCCUGCCGCCUCUUCCCCUACAGCACUCCUACAUCAUUCCAGCUGCAAUUGGGCUCCAGGAUUUAGAAUAAAGGCUCAGUGAUUAACCCUGU